CCUGGAUCCUCUCUCUUCACCCAACUGAUAGGCGCCAUCGUAGAACGUCGCGUCGUCUCGACUCUUCUUCUGCUGCUCUUCUUCUUCCUCUUCACAUGUUGCACUAGCGCUUUUUCGUUUUUAUUCCAGGCUGCCUUCCUCCUGCUCUGUCCUCCGGGACCCUGCUCACUCUGUCCUUUCGGCGACGGCGAUCGUGGCUCCGCCUGCUUUGUCCUGAAACAUCACGCCCCCGACGCCGAGACGACUACAACUUCACCUCGCCCCGGCUCUCCGUUCUUCCGUCUCUCCUCUACAAACUCCCACCGCGCUCCCUCCACGAUUAACCUCUUGGAAACUUCGUGUUUCCCUCUCCCUCUCUAUGCAACCUCCACCCGGUCUCGCGACCGCCGCCGCAGCACUCGAUGAUAUCUCCUCGGUAGCCCUUCUCCUCGAGGCUCCCACUGCCACUCUCGAAAUGGCCGCCUCCGUCAUCGCCUCCGUGGUUCCCCAGGCCACCGCCUCCUCCCCCUCAGAAUCCAUCUACGACGAGUCGCCGGGCGAUUGCCAGCUGCUGGGCUCCUUUGCCCUCAUCGUCCAGGCAGCACUCGGUGGCUUGGCUCUGAUGUCAUUGGUCUUCAAGCGCUGGCGGGAGCGACCUCAAAGGCCUCUCAAGAUCUGGUUCUUCGACGUCUCCAAGCAAGUGUUUGGCUCCGUGCUCGUGCACAUGGCCAACAUCUUCAUGUCCAUGUUGACCAGCGGUCGCUUCUCCGUCCAAGUCGACCCGUCUGCCAGGAACGCAGCCCGAGGCGAUGACGACUACACUCCGAACCCGUGCUCCUUCUAUCUUCUCAACCUUGGUAUCGAUACAACACUCGGUAUUCCAAUCCUCAUCGUCCUACUCCGCAUCAUGACCGGCCUCGUCCGCUUCACUCCCCUUGGCCAACCCCCCGAGUCCGUCCAGUCAGGUAACUAUGGGCACCCGCCCAACGCCUGGUGGUGGCUGAAGCAGUCUGUGAUUUACUUCUGCGGUCUCUUCGGCAUGAAGCUCUGCGUCCUAAUCAUCUUCAUCAUGAUGCCUUGGAUAUCGAUAGUCGGUGACUGGGCUCUUGGGUGGACAGAGGGCAACGAGAAGCUCCAGAUCGCCUUUGUCAUGAUGAUAUUCCCCCUCAUCAUGAACGGCCUACAGUACUACAUUAUCGACUCGUUCAUCAAGAAGCAAGAGUCGGACCACGAACAAUUAGGCUCGGAGGACCCCAAUGAAGGCCCCCGUAGAUACGACGACAGCGAAGACGAGACGUCAAGAGUUCGACUCGUCGAUGCCGAUACUGAUUCCGAGCCCGAUGAAGAAGCCGCCAAGCUCCCUCUCCGGCCUCAAAGCAAGGACUCUGAGUACGACCCAGACCUGGAUGGUGACGACGACCGCACCAUUGUAGGCAGCAGCUCAAGCGCCCGCAACAUGCCAGGCAAGCUUAUCCAGCCCGAGUUACUCCCCAAGGAGUAGACGAGUUAAUUUCCUUGCCAUCACGGUCUGAAUUCUUCUGCCUCGAGAUUGUCGUUCGGUUAUUGCUGCUGGUAUAUCCUCACUUGCGUUGGUUGACACAAAUACAUAAAGACUUGGGUUGUAUAUAUCUCGUCCGGGCUCGGGGGCUUUUUGAUACUUUUGGCGGGCUGGCAGAGUCGCGGGACUGCUGCCCAGGGCGUUUGACGGUAGAUUUUUUAGAUCGAGGGAAUCCAUAGCGUUUAUACAAGGCCGGUUGACAUACCAUGCACGAUGCGUCGUCACCGACACGCGUAACAGUCCCACUUCCAUGACGAAGCUUCUAAAUUAAGAGCACUGCUAUUUGCACACACC
Molecule: messenger RNA, 1831 nt
Organism: Ilyonectria robusta
Lineage: Eukaryota; Fungi; Ascomycota; Sordariomycetes; Hypocreales; Nectriaceae
Product: vacuolar membrane protein-domain-containing protein
Exons: 2
Coding region: 359-1480 (373 amino acids)
Cellular component (GO): membrane
Source: RefSeq, a predicted model, not a curated record